CACUCCACCCCAUCUCACUCACCUGCUCCAAUCAACGACGAGCUGCUCAACAAGCCCCGCCUCAUUUUUACUGUAUCAAACAUAAAGAGAGGAAUGGAUCAGAAGUGUGAAAUGAUGAACCUUAACAUGUUUGGAGCUUGAACAUGCAACAUGUACACAAGUCUGCUCUAAGAUUCAUCAGCAUUCAUUGGUAAAGGCGUUAUUUUGGACUUACGGUAGUAACCCGGACACCUCUGAGAGAUUUCCAGAUGGCAGACGUGGCGAAUGAAACAAACAAUGGUGCCCUCAGACAAAGUACAAAUUCCCAACCAGAGGCCGACGAGGAGAUCAAGACUACCAUGCUCCAAAAAGAAGUGGGUCUGUUCAGUGGGAUCUGCCUGAUCGUGGGGACGAUGAUCGGCUCAGGGAUCUUCAUCUCCCCUAAGGCUGUGCUUGAGGGAACAGGAGCUGUGGGGCCAAGCCUGUGUGUGUGGGCGGCAUGCGGCGUGCUGGCCACCCUUGGAGCUCUUUGCUACGUUGAGCUUGGCACAAUGAUUACCAAGUCAGGUGGUGAGUACCCAUAUCUGAUGGAGGGUUUCGGGCCCAUUGCUGCCUACCUUUACUCCUGGACGACCAUCUUCAUACUGAAGCCUUCAUCAUUCGCCAUAAUCACGCUCAGCUGUGCAGAGUAUGCUUCAGCUCCAUUUUAUCCAGGCUGCACACCGCCCGUGGUCGUCACCAAAUGCCUGGCUGCUGCCUUCGUCUUUUUGAUCAUGAUCGUAAACUGUCUCAGCGUGAAGCUGGCCAGCUACGUGCAGAAUUUCUUUACUGCCGCCAAACUCGUCAUCAUUGUCAUCAUCGUGGUUUCAGGCAUCGUCUUGCUGGCCCAAGGCAACACACAGAAUUUUCAAAAUCCAUUCAAAGGAGCGUCGACUUCUUUUGGGGCAAUUGGACUGGCAUUUUACAAUGGUCUUUGGGCUUAUGAUGGCUGGAAUCAGCUGAAUUUCAUAACAGAAGAGCUGAAAGACCCAUAUCGAAACCUCCCAUUGGCCAUCAUCAUUGGGAUUCCUUUAGUGUCUGUGUGCUACGUGCUUGUGAAUAUUGCAUAUUUUAGUGUCAUGACACCUACAGAAGUCCUUCAGUCUUCUGCUGUUGCUGUGACUUUUGGCGACAGAGUGCUGUACCCCAUGUCAUGGGUGGUGCCACUUUUUGUGGUGUUUUCCACUUUUGGAGCAGCUAAUGGAAGCUGUUUUACAGCUGGAAGACUGACCUAUGUGGCAGGACGUGAAGGCCACAUGGUGAAGAUAUUGUCCUAUAUUAGUCUGAAAUAUUACACUCCUGCGCCUGCACUGAUAUUUAAUGGGAUUCUGUCAGUCUGCUACGUUAUUCCAGCAGACAUCAACACUCUCAUCAACUACUUCAGCUUUGCUCAGUGGGUUUUCUAUGGACUCACUGCCUUCUCACUUAUCCUCAUGCGCUUCACAAAAAAAGACUUGCACAGACCCUUCAAGGUGCCCAUAGUCAUUCCUAUCGUGGUGGUGAUAGUGUCCUGUUACCUGGUUUUGGCUCCGAUCAUCGACAAACCUGAGUUUGAGUAUCUGUACUGUUCGGUUUUCAUCUUGGGGGGGCUGAUAUUUUACUUUCCUUUCGUCUACCACAAGUUCAGCUGGACCCGCAGAAUCAUGAGACCCAUUACCAUGCACCUUCAGCUGCUAAUGGAAGUCGUGCCAGCGGAGAAGUUGGAGUGAGAUCCGCCUUAUUUAUGUGGGCAAAACCUUAUACUGCAUGAGAAGUCAUUAGGAGAAUCUGCACAGAAGAUUUAACUACUUUUUAAAACCUUAAUAAAGUCAUUUUGUUUUUUUCAAAA
Molecule: messenger RNA, 1846 nt
Organism: Trichomycterus rosablanca
Lineage: Eukaryota; Metazoa; Chordata; Actinopteri; Siluriformes; Trichomycteridae
Gene: slc7a9
Product: solute carrier family 7 member 9
Exons: 14
Coding region: 249-1727 (492 amino acids)
Biological process (GO): amino acid transmembrane transport
Cellular component (GO): membrane
Molecular function (GO): L-amino acid transmembrane transporter activity
Source: RefSeq, a predicted model, not a curated record